AUGAGCGGGCAACAGGAACAGCCGAAAACGACACCAGCUGAAGGCGCUACACUUAAAACACCACCUCCGAUUGCACAGUCUACUGAACAGUGCCCUGAAGCGCCUCGCAAGAGGAAGAGCACCGAAGUGAUCCAAGCGGCUUCUAAUGUCUCAAAAGCUAUUGCAAAGCAAAUACCAUUUGAGAAGGAGUCAGAACAUGACCACUGGGCGACAAUGAAUUUGCAGGCAGCGUCAUCAUCAUCAGCAGCGGCGCGAUGCUCCAACAAGUGUGUCUCUGGUGGCCCUCGUGCAAGCCUUCUUCAGCUGCUAAUGUGUGGUCCCAAUCUCGACAAUCAACCUCGAAUGAAAGAAUGGCAGAAUUCGGAUGCGAUUUGUUCUUUGGAAUUCAUCGCCUCCACUGCCAUUUACGUGCUUUGA
Mesocestoides corti is the source of this 417-nucleotide messenger RNA. Lineage: Eukaryota; Metazoa; Platyhelminthes; Cestoda; Cyclophyllidea; Mesocestoididae. The record is from the annotation of a GenBank genome assembly.